AUGGGGCCGGACUGUUUUGACUCUCUGCUUCCGAUCUCGAAGAUCUACUCGUGUACAUCGUUUCCAAUCGAACUGUCGAACUGUCGACUCUUUGCAGGUGCUGACGAUACUUGGACACCGGACACGAGCCGGACCAUCGGCAAGGGCAAAGGCAAAACUGCCAAGGGCAAGGAGAAGGGGCACGAGAAAGGCCAAGACCAGGUCCCCGAAAAGGGAAAAUCGAAAGGCAAGGAGAAGGGCGCAGAGAAGGGCGGAGAGAAGGGGAAAGAGAAGGGCAAGGACAAGAAUGAUAAGAGCAAAGAGAAGGGAAAGGGUGCCGAGAAGGCGGCCCAGCAAGGUGAGGAAAGACAUGUGAAGCCUGAGAAGGGCCACCAGAAGGGCAAAGAGAAAGGCGAGAAAGGAAAGGGCAAGGCGGGCAAGUCCUCGGGCAAGGCCGGCAAAGCCCAGGGAAGCCCGGCUGACGCGAAGGCGAAGGGUCAGGGAAAAGGCUCCGGGAGCUCCAAGCCGGAACGCAGAGAUGCCAGCGACUCCUACGGCGAACAGCUCAGAUGUCGCCCGCUCUUGGUGUGUUACGAGGGAUGUGUGACAUGUGUGCGUGAGCGUGAGCCUUUGCUGCUGAGGCGAUGUGGGUGA
Messenger RNA from Symbiodinium sp. CCMP2592, 633 nucleotides. The record is from the annotation of a GenBank genome assembly. Lineage: Eukaryota; Dinophyceae; Suessiales; Symbiodiniaceae.